Molecule: messenger RNA, 168 nt
Organism: Agelaius phoeniceus (red-winged blackbird)
Lineage: Eukaryota; Metazoa; Chordata; Aves; Passeriformes; Icteridae
Source: the annotation of a RefSeq genome assembly
AUGCCCCAACUAAACCCCAGCCCCUGAUUUUUUAUCAUGCUUACCUCAUGACUCACUUUCUCUCUAAUUAUUCAGCCCAAACUUCUAUCAUUCGUAUCGAUAAAUCCCCCAUCUAACAAACCACCUGUCGCCCCAACCACUACUCCCUGAGCCUGACCAUGAACCUAA